AUUAUCUGGAAAAGAAAGCGUGAAAAUAUUUGUUUUUUCAAUCAACUAAUCACUUUUCGUUCUUAUACAUGGCCUCUGCUGCAUUUUUCUCCACUUGCUCGUCGGCCAACGAGAAUUAUCUGCAUUUGACUCCUACUCAUGCUUAUGCAAAAGGGUUUGUUAACAACUUAAGAACUUCGAAUUUACCAUCCAUUGCUCUGAGAAACGAGCGUUUUGUUCGGCUGCGAGGUUUUGUAGCAAUGAGAGACGAGGGUGCUUCAAAAGUGAGUGAUGAUGGUCCGAGGAUGAAAAUCCCACAUGUUUUGACUGUUGCGGGGUCUGAUUCAGGAGCCGGGGCUGGAAUUCAAGCUGAUCUAAAGGCUUGUGCUGCUCGUCGAGUUUACUGUUCUACUGUUAUCACUGCUGUCACUGCCCAGAAUACUGUUGGAGUUCAGGGUGUAAGUAAUGUACCAGAGGAUUUCGUUGCAGAGCAGCUAAAGUCUGUGCUCUCUGAUAUGGAAGUUGAUGUGGUGAAAACCGGCAUGCUACCUUCUAUGGGCACAAUCAAGAUUAUUUGUAAGACCCUCAGGGAGUUUCCUGUUCAAGCUUUGGUGGUUGAUCCUGUCAUGGUGUCUACAAGUGGGGAUGUGCUUGCUGGUCCUUCUAUUCUUUCCACAUUUAGAGAGGUGCUCCUUCCAAUGGCUGAUAUAAUAACCCCAAAUCUGAAGGAGGCAGCUGCUUUACUUAAUGGUAUGCAAUUGGAAACAUUGGAUGACAUGCACUCUGCUGCAAGAUUGUUACAUAACAUGGGCCCAAAGAAUGUACUUGUCAAGGGCGGUGACCUACCCGACUCAUCAGAUGCUGUUGAUAUUCUAUAUGAUGGUCUUAAUUUCUAUGAGUUGCGUUCACCGCGUAUAAGAACUCGUAACACUCAUGGUACUGGUUGCAGUCUGGCAUCAUGUAUAGCAGCAGAGCUAGCAAAAGGCUAUCCAGUGCUCGCAGCUGUUUUGCAGGUAGCAAAACGCUACGUUGAAACUGCCUUGGAUUACAGCAAAGAGAUUGGUAUCGGAAAUGGACCUCAAGGCCCCUUUGAUCAUCUAUUGAGGCUUACGAGUCAUUCUCAAGAUUGUCAUAGGCAGAAGCCAUUUAGUCCAAGUGACUUGUUUCUGUAUGCUGUUACAGACUCAAGAAUGAACAAAAGAUGGGGUCGAUCUAUUGCCGAUGCUGUUAAAGCUGCCAUAGAUGGAGGUGUCACCAUUGUCCAAUUAAGAGAGAAGGAUGCUGAGACAAAGGACUUUCUGGAAUCUGCAAAAGCGUGUCUUAAAAUUUGCCGUUCACAUGGAGUUCCUCUUCUGAUUAAUGACCGUGUUGAUGUUGCCAUUGCUUGUGAUGCCGAUGGGGUGCAUGUUGGCCAGUGCGACAUGCCUGCUCGCGUCGUUCGCACUCUUCUCGGUCCAGAGAAGAUCAUCGGCGUCUCUUGCAAGACACCGGAGCAAGCACAACAAGCAUGGGUAGAUGGUGCUGAUUACAUCGGGUGUGGCGGUGUAUAUCCAACCAAAACCAAGGAAAACAAUACCGCAAUUGGUUUGGAUGGUCUGAAAACAGUUUGUGUGGCUUCGAAGUUACCUGUGGUGGCCAUUGGCGGAAUUGGUGUGUCGAAUGCACGUGCAGUGAUGGAAAUUGGUGUACCAAAUGUGGAAGGUGUCGCUGUUGUUUCAGCUCUUUUCGAUAGGGAAAGCGUGCUGACCGAAACAAGGAAGUUGCAUUCAGUGUUAUUGGGAUCUAACAUUGGUGGUACGUGAUAAGUUCUAUGAUUUGAUUCUGAUAGGAUAACUUUCCCAAUACGAGUUAAUAUUAAA
Hibiscus syriacus is the source of this 1838-nucleotide messenger RNA. RefSeq names its product thiamine biosynthetic bifunctional enzyme TH1, chloroplastic-like. The record is from RefSeq and is a predicted model, not a curated record. Gene Ontology annotation, cellular component: chloroplast. Gene Ontology annotation, molecular function: hydroxymethylpyrimidine kinase activity; thiamine-phosphate diphosphorylase activity; phosphomethylpyrimidine kinase activity. Gene Ontology annotation, biological process: thiamine biosynthetic process. NCBI's taxonomy places the organism in Eukaryota, Viridiplantae, Streptophyta, Magnoliopsida, Malvales, Malvaceae.